AACAAACAAAGACAGCAGAGCAAAUGCAGAACAAGCACAAACGUUCAAGAACUCUUAUCGUGACAGAGUGAGAUCUACAUUCAGGAGACGGAGAUUUACCCUCAUGGCUGUUACACAAACCUUUACCAUUUUUGAGCUGGCCGGCCUUGAAGAACUUGACAAUCUGACAGGCUACGUCUAUGAAAAUACAACAGACCCACCGGUCCCCUGUGGAUUUGAGGAGAAGGGCCUGCAGACGUUCCAGCUUGUGUUCCAACCUGUGCUUCACAGUUUGAUCUUUCUGCUGGGUGUAGCAGGGAAUGGCCUGAUGACAACAGUCCUCCUGAGUCAUUGGCGCCUGCUGCGCCUCACCGAGAUCUACCUGCUGCACCUUGCCUUUGCUGAUCUAAUGCUCCUCUUUACGUUGCCUUUCAGUGUGGUGGACAACAUUGUUGGUUGGCUGUUUGGGGAGUUUCUCUGCAAGCUGGUGGGCCUGAUGAAAAAUCUUAACCUCCUCUGUGGGAGUUUACUUCUAGCUUGCAUUGGCUUUGAUCGCUAUUUGGCUAUUGUUCACGCUAUUCCUAGUUUGCAAACUCGACGUCGGAGAACAGUGCACUUAACAUGCAUUAUAUUAUGGCUGGUCUGUUUGACUGUUACAAUACCCAAUGUUGUGUUUCUUGCUGUGAAAGAGGAUAGGAGAAACACAGCCAGGCUCUCCUGUUUCUAUUAUUAUAAUCAAGAUGGAAUCCAUGCACACAACUGGGUUUUGACCAGUAGAGUCUUAGAUCAUUUGUGCUUCUUUCUUCCUAUGGCUGUCAUGAGCUACUGCUACACAGCAGUGGUUGUUACUUUGUUCAACAGCCAGAAAAGCCAAACGAGGCAAGGCGCAAUUCGACUGGCCUUACUUGUCACUAUUGUCUUUUGUGUCUGUUGGCUGCCAUAUAAUAUCACCUUACUGAUAAAAACACUGGUAGACCUGCAGCUGAUCUCAUAUAAUAGCUGUGAUUUUUAUGUUCUACUGGCGCCAGUCCUUGAUGUGACACAGAGCCUGGGUUUCUCUCACUGUUGCCUGAACCCUUUCUUGUAUGCCUUUGUGGGUGUGCGGUUCCGCAAGGAGCUAAUACAGUUACUUUGUAAACUUGGCUGCGGUCGUAUUUGUAUGCCUUUGACCAGAACUCGGCAUUGCAGUCGACCAUCCAUUUCUGAUGGAACGACAUCCAUCAGCGUCACCCACAUGUCGUAAACUCCUAUACUACGCAAGCCGCAAUUAAAAUGCUUUCUUUUUACAGUAUGUUAUGCGUAAUACUGAAAAUGUUGUAAUUGUAUUGGUUGUUCAGACAAUAUUUGACCAUUACUACUUUGUUUGCAUUUAAAAGAUGCUUUAUUUCCCCAGUCAAGAAAAAAAUGGUAUUUGCUGAAACCUGCAUUUGCUUGUAUUUAAGCUAUGCUAAUUGAAUUCAAUAAAAAAAACAUGUAUACAG
Messenger RNA from Labrus bergylta (ballan wrasse), 1460 nucleotides. Its product is annotated as C-X-C chemokine receptor type 5. The record is from RefSeq and is a predicted model, not a curated record. Lineage: Eukaryota; Metazoa; Chordata; Actinopteri; Labriformes; Labridae. Gene Ontology annotation, molecular function: C-C chemokine receptor activity; C-C chemokine binding. Gene Ontology annotation, biological process: G protein-coupled receptor signaling pathway; immune response; cell chemotaxis. Gene Ontology annotation, cellular component: external side of plasma membrane; membrane.